AUGCUUAAACUCAACUUUGAGAAAUAUACGGCCAAGGCCCACGAGGUACGGGAGGUGUUGGUGGAAUACGACCCUCGGUUCGAAAGCGCAAGCAUAGACGAGGCCUACCUCAACAUCACGGAGUAUUGCACAGAUAAGGGUAUCAGCCCGGCCGAAGCUGUCGAGCAGAUGCGCCGGGAAAUACACGAGAAAACCAACAUCACUGUUUCAGCCGGGAUCGCGGCCAAUGCGAAACUCGCGAAGAUUUGCUCGAACAUGAACAAACCGAACGGCCAAUUUGUCUUACCCAACGACAGGUCUGAGAUAUUGCGAUUCAUGGCUAGACUACCGCCUCGAAAGGUCAAUGGUGUGGGCCGCGUGCUCGAACGGCAACUGGCAGAGAUCGGGAUCAAGACAUGUGCGGAUCUUUAUCCUCAGCGGCAACUCCUCCGACCACUGUUCGGCGAAAAAGCGUACGAGUUUCUGAUCAAUGUUUACCUUGGCCUGGGACGUACCCGAAUUCAGCCUGCAGAUGAAUACGAGAGAAAGAGUGUGGGCACCGAAAGCACGUUCCGAGAUAUGUCAGAGCCACAACAGUUCAGAGAAAAGCUUAGAUGGACGGCAGAAGAACUGGAAAAGGACAUGAGGAGGGCAGAGGUCAAAGGUCGGACGCUGGUACUCAAGGUGAAACUGCACACAUAUGAAGUUUUUACUCGCCAAGCCGUGCUGCCUCGGGCAAUAGCUUUAGCCGACGACCUAUACCAGUUUUCGCUUCCGAUUCUGGCCAAGCUGGAAGAAGAGAUGCCGGGCAUGACACUGCGAUUGAUGGGACUCCGUUGUACCCAUCUUGUCAGCACGAAGAAGCCAGAUACAAUGUCAUUCUUUGGUUUUCGGUCUCGUAGGUCCGAGUCAGCUGCAUCGGUUGACAGGCCUCACAAGACCAUUAUUCGCCCCAAGGCUGGCGAUGGGCUGGAUGAAGAUGGGUGGGAACAGUGGCCCGAAAAGGAACUAUUAGACCUGGACGAUGAUCAGCAUUUACUGGUCGACGUCCACGAAGGAUCUGCCAGCCCUGGCGACAACGAGCCGAGUCCCGUGAGGAGACAUGGGAAAGAGAUUCAACCGAACCCUGUGCGAGAGUAUGCACCGAUAAACGAUGAAAUGUGGGAUUGCCCCAUCUGCAACCGUCCGCAGAUUCCAGACGAGAGACAGUUCAACGAACAUAUCGACCUGUGUUUAUCGCGACAGACGAUUCGCGAAGCUGUGUAUGGGGACGCUCUUCCUGCCCCAGCUUCAAGAUCGACAACGCCGGACAUGAAGAAAGCCAAGGCUGGGGGAGAAAAGAAACGCGGUAGACCACCGGCACGACUGCCAAGUGACGACCCUCGGCAGAAGAAGCUUUGCUUUGGACCUUGA
Messenger RNA from Colletotrichum spaethianum, 1392 nucleotides. RefSeq names its product DNA polymerase kappa. The coding region runs from base 1 to 1392 and encodes 463 amino acids. The transcript has a single exon. The record is from RefSeq and is a predicted model, not a curated record. Gene Ontology annotation, cellular component: nucleus. Gene Ontology annotation, biological process: error-prone translesion synthesis. NCBI's taxonomy places the organism in Eukaryota, Fungi, Ascomycota, Sordariomycetes, Glomerellales, Glomerellaceae. Gene Ontology annotation, molecular function: damaged DNA binding; DNA-directed DNA polymerase activity.